Molecule: messenger RNA, 1830 nt
Organism: Acytostelium subglobosum LB1
Lineage: Eukaryota; Evosea; Eumycetozoa; Acytosteliales; Acytosteliaceae
Exons: 4
Coding region: 1-1830 (609 amino acids)
Source: RefSeq, a predicted model, not a curated record
AUGCUUCCACCAAUGUCACCUUCAUCUUCCACUCCCAUACUGUUGUCCACGCCACCGCGCUCACCAAAGACCAUGCGCACCGCCUCGUUGACGUUUGACGAUUCGGCGUCGGACGAUGGCGCCACACAAUCGCCCAUGCGUCCCGAUGCACACAGCACACUCAAACCCUCCGAGCGCAAGAAACACUUCAAGUUCAUCACCCGCUCGCUGAGGAGGGUGUCGCGAACCUUUGAAAGCGCCAACAACAGCGCAAACAACAGCGCCAACAACAGUGUGGAUAUAGACGGCGCCGCAACUACACAUGCAUCAUCUGGACAGAACAAGCUCAACUCGUCCGACACUAGAGUGGAGCUCAAGUCGAGCAAGUCCAGUAGUGUGGACGGCAACGACAAUGUGCUCUCCGUGCCCGAGAAGAAGAGUCGAAGGGACAGUGUGUUCCUGCGCCUGAUCAACAUAGGCAAGCGCGAUGGUGACACUGUCGACUACAUCACGAAGGACUCGGCGCCAGUGGAAAGCGGUCUGACCACAGUCGUCAGCCAGCACACGCCGCCAUCCUCCAUACGAUCAUCGCCACAUCUGGCGUCGACGCCCGUGCUUGGACGCUCCGAACUGAGCGCCCGCACCACCCUCUCGCCGCCCUCUGAGAGCCAGCUGCUUAGACAGAAGCUGGACGAGGCCAACAAUGAGAUCAACAUGCUGCGACAGGAGAAGUCCGAGUGGAACCGCGAGAAGGACGACCUGAUAAAGAAGGUUCAGGCAUUGAACCUGCACAAUGCGCAGGUCCCAGAUGACACCGCCUCGGUCGAGGCCAGGCCGGGCCGCUCAUCGCCCACCCACUCAUUCUCUUCACCCAACGUCCACAUGACGCUACGACGCAGUGAUGACACGGUGGACGAGCUGGACAGUGCGGGUGGCGGUGCGGCGCAUCUAUCACAAUCGUCGUCUACAGUGUCGGCAACAACCCCCAACUCAUCGCCUCCCACCUCCAAGCGCAACCGGUUCACACUUGCAGUGCCCAAGUGGGAGGAGUCGAUGAACUUUGAUGGAACGCCAUUCGAUCGCCUGGUGCGCGAGCUAAAGAACUCGUCCGAGAUCUUCCCAAUCGAGGACUCGUCAGCAGCAGGUGGUGGCGCGUGCCACGACACGACGGCUGCCGCGCAGCAGCAGACGGCCACCGCACCGACCAGUGACGAGGUGAUCACCUCGACGUUGGAGAGCAGCAACGCACAACAGCUUAGCAGCUCCAACAGUUCACAGUUGUCCGAGGGUGCGCUGGCACGUCGCGAGGAGAAGCGCCAGCGUAAGCUGGCACUGGAUCGAUGUCUGGAGAAGCAACUAUACAAGAUCAUCAACGAGAAUGACGAUGCUUCCAACUCCAGGAUCUUUUUCACAACUCAUGAAUGCAUAUAUGAGUCAUUUGAGAUACUAGACACCUUAAUAUCUAUUUUUAAACACGAGAGUCCUCAGGUUCAAAUGAGGAUAUGUACUAUACUUAAGAACUGGCUGCAGCAAUACUACCUUCCUGCACUCUGUGACAUCAUGUUCAUCGACAAGAUUCGCGACUUCUUGGCCUACAUCAAAGAGUCAAACAAGGCCUACAACUAUGAUGUCAUCCUACGUCUAUGCACAGAGAUCAAUGAAACUUUGGAGUCAAAGAUCACUGAGAGAGGCGGAGUCAAUGGCAGCUACAACCUACCAUUCAGCAUUGUAGCCAAGUCAUAUGUAACAAAGAAAUCGAACCAGAAGAUCAGGGCUGUGCUGUCCACAUGUUUAAAGUCGGCUGAACAAUAUAGCAGAAUGGAGGAAACUGCCAUCCAGAUACGAAGUUGA